AUGUCCACAAUCACUCUGCACAGCUUCGCUGCCUCCCCGUUUGGCGAAAAGGUGCGCCUUAUCCUAGGCUUGAAAGGUUUGGUAUGGCAGUCAGUGGAUGCGGAACUCAUUCUACCAAAGCCUGGCCUCACAGCCUUGACAGGAGGAUAUCGAAAAACUCCAGUCCUGCAGAUCGGCGCCGACAUUUACUGCGAUUCUCGGCUCAUCGCGGAAGAGUUGGAAACGCGAUAUCCCAUUCCCACCAUCUUUCCUGGCAACUCCAAAGGACUGUGCUUGGCGUUGUCUAGUUGGAGUGACAGAGACUUGCAUAUUGCUAGCUCUGGACUUGUCAUCGGAGUCAACAAAUCAAAAUUCCCACCUGAUUUAAUGGCCGAUCGAGAGAAGUUUUUCGAAGGUUUCAUGGACUUGCACCGUCUUGAAGAGGAUGUGCCUCACCUCAAGACUCAAUUACGCGCACAUGCAAGUUUGAUUGAGGAACAGCUUAGUGACAGCCGUUCGUUCUGGCUGGGUGAAGCGCCGAGUCUUGCUGAUUUCCAUGCUUACGUUGACAUUUGGACGGCACGCGUUUACUUGGAUUUUGCACAAGAACUGUUCAAAAAUUUCCACAAGAUGUCUCUAUGGGAAGAGAGAGUACGGAAGAUUGGCCACGGAAGCAACCGGGUCAUUGAUAUUGCGGAAGCACACGAGUCGGCUCGUUGCAGCACACCUCUUCCCGGUCACGGCGUAGAUUCCGAGGAUGCACUUGGACUUUCGCGUGGGGAUGAUGUGAUAGUUACGCCAGACGACUACGGACAGGGACAUACCACUGGGCGCCUAGUGACUUUGACAACGCGAGAGGUUGCCCUUGUGCGUGAUGAUCCUCUUGUAGGACAGGUGGUCGUACACUUCCCUCGUAUUGGGUUUCGCAUCUCCCGUUCUUCGAAACCCUAG
Molecule: messenger RNA, 930 nt
Organism: Penicillium roqueforti
Lineage: Eukaryota; Fungi; Ascomycota; Eurotiomycetes; Eurotiales; Aspergillaceae
Product: glutathione S-transferase family protein
Exons: 1
Coding region: 1-930 (309 amino acids)
Source: RefSeq, a predicted model, not a curated record